AUGCUUACUCCCGGCUGUAUUUCACGGAUAAAAACCAUUGCAGGCAGAGAUGAAAUGCAGGAAGUAUUUACGGUGAAAGUCUUGGACAUCUUCAGAUACAUUGUUGACAGGAGCUUUCCAAUUCUAGACCCUGAUUUUACUGAUGCUUUCGACAUUGUCAUUACUGAUGGUCGUUACAAGACGAAAUGCUUGUUGUCAACCUCUUUAAAUUCGCUGGUUUACGAGAACAAACUGCGAGAAAACUCUGUUGUGACUGUCACCGAAUGGAGUUCUUUGAUCGACGAAGAAUCGUUGGAACAAGUACCUUUCGUCAUUCUUCAAAAUGUUCAAAUUUUAAAUUUGGCCUCAGAGAAUUGUGAUGUAGUCCGAGAGGAAAUCCAAUUUUGCGAAGAUGCAGCACCUAAUGAAAAGCAAGAAAUACCACUGGCAGCUUCUCGCGGUUAUUAUUUGCCGUUAUGGAACGACGAAGACUGCUUUGGAGAGAGGUGGUUUAGUGCUCCAGAUUUGCAGCCUGUCAACCCAAUUACCAAUGCAAUCACCAUUCAUGAUCUUAAUAUGUUUUGGAAAGCUCUUCCGCGUCCAUUUCCAGCACUUAUUGGGAGAGUGGUUAGCAAAACUAGGCUGAAUCACUACGGAAAAGCUUCGGACCAGAAGAGAAGGUAUCCCUAUCAAGCGUACCUUGAACUUGAGGAUCGCACUGCGACGGUUUCUGUUUGCAUCUGGAGUUCGUUUUGCGUGCUUUUGUAUAACUAUCUACAAGUAGGAGACAUUGUAGCCCUCUUGAAUUACCGUAUAAACCGAAGGUUCAAUCAAAGAAGUAACGCAGUCUACAAUACAAGUGCUUCCACGAGCAUCGAGAUAUCUGUGAAUCCUACUAACCCAACAGCAGAAGUAUAUAAACUGGCACCGAACGAGCUUGGACCAGGAUGGAGGUUACCUGGUGUACCCUAUAGGUGAGAAAUGUUUAAAACUAGAUGGAAAAGAAAUUAUAAAAUACUCUUUGAAAUUUUUUUUCAUCGUGACCUUUUCUUUGAUCUGUUAGGUUUUUUUGCAGCAGUGCGAUAUUCAUUAAACAUGCCUCUAAUGACAAUGGUUGGCCAAAUCUUUUGGAACAGUCGGUUGAAAUCUCAACCAAGACUGCAGCUAACUGUUUGUAAGAGGCUCUGUCAACAAUCAGUCAACUAUAAAUCAGAUAUCAGUGGACUGUUGGUCAACUAAUCGUCAACACUAUCCACAAAACACAUCAUUCAUCAUAGUUAUUGUUAAUUCUUGUCUUGGUAACAACAUAACAAACUGAUAAAUGUGUUUGUGUAUGAUUGGCAGGAAAUUUAUUCUGUUUACAUCCAGCCACUGCAACAAUCCAAUGCCCAGAGAUAAGCAAUUUUUUUGUUUCUGAUGGGUUUCUUGCAGAUUUAUUGAACGGAGAUCACUUGCAAACUACUGUUCAGGCUUAAUAUGUGAUGUUGUGGGAGUUGUGAUGUUUGUCAGCCGAGACAGCAGAAAAAGAAAGGGGAACAAGUUGUCUUUCUGGACCAGUAAAUGGGUGCACCUGCUAGAUGGUAAGAGGAUGCGAGGUAGUCUCUUUUGCUGUAUUUGCCUAAGUUACUGUACAUGUAUGUUCACUCUAGCUUGGUUACAAAAUUUAUAAAGAAUUAGUUUUUCUUGCUUCUUUUUCAUCAGAACUUCAGGUUGAUUAGUACAGCUAGGUGUUUAUAAUUAUAGACUAAUUGGGGUUGUGUUCUACUGGAAAUUGUCCUUUUAUUGUUUAGCAACUUGUACAACUUGAAUAUUUUAUUACUCAGUUGUUUCACAAUCAAGGGAACCCUUUUUCCUUGUGUGAUGUUACAUGCUUUUAUUUUUAAACUGGUAACAAGCAGGAAAUGUAUUAUGACAUAGUAUGGAAGAGAACAUUGUGUUGAACAAAAUGAAAAAAGAAUUGUGGAAAUUGGUCACAAUUUGGAAGAAUUAUGGAUUAUGUGGUAAAAAAAUGCUCUAUACACUUAAGAAGCAAAGGCAAAGGGCAAGAACUAAGGAAGACCAUGUCUGUCUUGCUGAAGCACAUCAGAAAGAUAGAGAAAGAAAGAAAGAAAAAGAGUAGACAGGCAAGGAAGGAGUACCUUGAGCACCAUCGUUUGUUAAGAAGGCAGAAAGAGAGAGAAAAAAGGCUUGAGAUGAAAAUUUUUAGGGAGAAGAUAAAGGAAUCCCAGGUAACACAGUAGGCCAAACCUGGUAGAUCAUCAGUGGUGAAGAAAUGAGAAGCCAGAAAAAAAUGCUAAAAAAAGGAAGCAAGAAAAAAUAUGAAACAAGAGGUAUGAGGAUAUGGAAAAACAAAACGAGAAAACUGUUUUCAUUGUAUAGGAUUGAAUGUUUGUUGCUUUCAUUGAAUAUUUUCCACUGCUUUUGUAGUUACAUUAUAGUUUUCCAAAUAAAUUUCUGUUGAUGUAAUUAAAAUUGAAAGAUAAAUGUUUUUCUGUCACAAAUAGUGCUCCUACAUUGCUUACCAUAGGGACAUGUGAAAACUAGAUGCAUUAUAGACAAAAUUUUACAUGAAGAAUGUAUCGGAAAUGAAGAAUGUAGUGUCCAUACCCCCCUUAAAGGUCAUUCUAAAGUGACCUCUUUAAAUGGAAGUAAGGCAGUUUGUGCAAAGAUAUUUCAGGAUGGUACACUCAGGGAAUAAAGCUACCUACAGAUUACUUUUAUUUCUUGAAACAUGAAAUUUUAUUUUUGACCCAUUCCUGACCUCAAAAAUGUACCCUUGAUUGUGAAACAGCUGAAUUUAUUACAUCACUACCCUUAGGCACUUAGUGGUUCUUCUUAAACCACAGCCUUGUUAAACUGUUAGAGUCACAGUACUCCAAUCUGACACCAUGAUAACAUUUCUUGUUUGACUGAGUAGUUCUCCAUUUGUACUUUAGGUACAAGUUCUGUGCCAUUUAUUCUCCAUCUUUAUGCUUCCUCACAACCCCAAGUCUUUGAUGCCAUCACACCAGGAACGGUUCUCGUUUGUGCACGAAUGCUGCUUAAAAUUGAGGCUCAGGCAUCGAAACACCGCAAAUUAUGCUACCUUACAACAACUAGAGAAUCACAGGUUUACCUUUUGAGACAGCCAUUGGAUGUGAAAGACAAACCCUUUACUGAAGCGGAAGCUGUAAAUGAAGUCAUCAGAUGGCGUCAAACUACAGAUGCUAAACAGCUUCUCAGAAAGUCUUGUGUGGGUGGGUACUAUGACUUUCCACCUCUCCCUGAGUCUCUUGAUUUGUACAAGAGAACAUUUUCUCCUGAGGCACCAAUGGAUCUAAUAACCACAGUUAACCUUGGGUUUAUUCUGAGAGAGGUUCAUUUCAGAGAACACUUACGGCUGCACAUUCAGGGCAUAGUUGUAGCCCUGGAGUUUGUUCCUGCAGAAAGCAAUGAAGAAAGUUCGUGGCAGUCAUCUGGGGAGAUCAGCUGUUACCAGCUUUGUGAGACCUGCCACAGUGACAAAACCAUCAGAGAAUCCACUUUCACUGGCCAGUAUGGUUAGUAGAAAACUAUUAUUUUGUUCACAAGUUUUUUUAUCCUGUUCUGUUCAGCUUUUGACUCAAAUCUAUUAUAAUUAAGGUUAUUGUGCAAGUUGGGAAAAGUGAUGGCUCAAAGGACAGGGUACAGAAGAGAUUGACACACUUUGGUUCAAGCACCAGAUUGUGUUUUCACAUGCAGCCCACUAUUGCCCACAUUAUGCAUUAGUCAUUUUGUGAGAAAGACAUGGGAAUUUUAAUGAAGAGUGGUGUUUUGUUUCUUUUCUUUUAGAUGAAAAUGGAUCAAUUCCUUCAAGCAGCCAAACCAGCAGGUCUGGUUCUAAUUCUUUAAAGAUGAGAAAGAAAACACCCAAUAUAACACAAAAUGGACAAGAGAAAAGUUAGUGAUUAAACAUUUAAUUCUUAUUAUGAAACUCUGAAGAAGUUUGGACUAAAAGAGAUUUAGUCAGACAUGAUUUUUCUUGCACAUGCAUCCCACCUGUGUUGAACUCAUGAAUUUGAAUGCUAAUUAUGCUCUCUUUAGUUUUAAUUAUUAAUUUAUUAAAAUAUUAGAGGGGAUUGAUGUUAGCAUUUUGUUUCUUUUGUGCUCUUAAUGUGGAAGCAUAAAAUUCUCAUAGUGAGUAACAACUGGCUCAUCCUGUCGCUUGUCCCGGUCAGUUUCAGUAGCACGAAAUGUUUACGAAUGUUGUUACUCCUCCCUGGACAAGUUACCUCUCCCUUAACAUUUCGUGGGGUUCCAGAAAGUUUUGCGAGAUCUACUGAAACUACUCAACGUGAAAAUAGUGUUCCUGCAGUUCUGACAACACCAGACUCAUAGAACUGUCUUUUGACAGUGGAAAUAAGGGAAGUAAGGUCAAGUUUGUUCAGAUAACAUAUUAAGGUUGGAUAUCUGCAAAGUCUCUUUUCUCUACAUUUUCUUAAAUGGAGACUACCGGUAACUGGAUAUCCAUAAACUCACUUUCCCCAUCCCCAAAAAGAAUCAACGAGGCUAAACUUCGCCCAUUUUUUCAUGUCAUUGUUUCACAAGCUCCUCCUCCCUUCAAAUUAGCUUUUUUCCCGCUAGCAAAUUUGAAAUAAGCACUGCUGUCUAUUUACCAUCCUCUCUUUAUUAGUGAAUGCCCCAUCUCGUUUUCCCUCUCUGUGAGGGUUCUAAUGAGUUAUUGCAGCGCGAAUACAGGUUUGUCCACAUCACGCACAUUUUUUAAACAGUACAGGAGAUCAGUGGUUUCUCAGCAAACUUGUGGUCAUGCCGUAUCGAGAUCUAGAUGAAACACAAACUCUGUUAUUGUGCUCAUCAGUUUAAUAAACCCCUUCCCCUUCCCCCUCGAAAUAAAUGCUUGGAACGCUCAUCUAUCGAACACAGUUAUUAUGUUACAUGUGCGUGGAAUGAUAUCAUCGAUUGCAUCGACGCCUUUCUUGCACGUGGUGAAAACGUUUUCUGUUGGCGUAUGAAACUUCAAUGUUUGCACAGCAAAACUUCAAAGUUUUCUCCCAUGUGGGUGAAAGUUUACGUUGCCUGCUUACUUGAAAGGUUUUCGCGCUUGUUGAUAGUUGUCGGCAAUGGCGUCUACUGGCAACGUACAAAGAAAAAAUUUCAAAUGUGGCGUAUCCCUAUCCACCGAAUUACGAAAUCAAGUGAUAGAUAUCGCACGGCUCGAAGUUUUGCUCUCAAAACACAUAAAUUUGAUAGGCCAACAGCACCUGUCUGAAUAACGUGCGUGGAGGGGUAGAUACAAUCGACGGUAUAACAACUGCUUGUUUAUCUAUAGCAUGGGAUUCGGAGAUCGAAGACGAUUCUGAGUAUGAAGUUGAAGUUGAUUCAGCCCCUUCAAGUAGUGAAAUGAAAGCAAAUUCAAGCAAAGAAUAUCACAUCGUCACCAGAAGAAUUAAUCCCAGAAGGAAGUGCAAGAAAGGUAAUUACUGAUUCGUUUUAUCAAAUAUUAGAAAGUUCUAAAUUCGAGGAACUCAACUGAGUUGUGGGUGAUAAAAUGCAAACCGAGGAAAUAACAUUAGCCAGUCAGAGGAAAGGAACAAUUUUACAAGAGAUAAAAACAAGCAAAAUGCGUGAGGCAAACGUAAACGCGAAUGAUUAUGUCGUUUUUGCAUUGGUUUUGAAUGAUUGUUGUUAAAGACGCUAUGAGUUUUCUGAACUUACUACAUAGCGAAGUAAAGCAAAGCAGAUACAUAGUACUUUCGACACGCUCUUGAAAAUUGUUCUAUCGCAGCAUUUCUUUGUUCAUGGGGAAUUUACUAGUAAGCUUCGACUUUACUGAUGUACCUAGCCCCAGUUCUCCUAGGUUGUGCGCAAACAUUUCAAACAUUUUUCCUCUUGUUUUAGUUUCUAAUGGUGUUGUUCUAUCCUUUCGUCCAGUUUACCGUGGUCCAAAGAACGUUCGAAUCAAGACGAGAUCACGUAAAGUUGGUACUGAGAGAAUGAUCUCCAAUCAGAAACGAAAAGCAAACAAGCGACUCGCUCAUCCGCCAAAAAAAGCGAGACGGAAAGUGGUGUCAACAAAGCAAGCGUCCACCAGUGUAAGUAGAGAGGGGGGAAAGGUUUCAAACGGCAUUGAGCUGUCAGGAAAGAGAGGUAAAAAUUCGUCAAGUUCUUCUGCUUCUAGCGAAGUAGUUAAAUACUACCCAUUCAGAAUUAUGGAUCAAUCGUGGACGCACAUAGCGUCUGACAUACCUUUUCUUGGAUUGUGGAACCCAAGCUUGCACGAAAACACUCUUCCAAAACUUUGCAGUCGAGGACUCACGGAUGUCGAAGUAGUACCGACUGCUGAUCGGCAAGACUUCGUGAACGCCGAAGGUCACUGGAGGCUUAUGAUAGCGGGUCUCAAUCGACGAGCGAUCGUAAAUGCGAUAUUUUUACCCCAGUAUUCCACGACAAAGGAGGAUGCAAGUGGAGAAAGCGACGUUUUUGUGACCGCUUUGGCAACGGGAGCCUUUCCAAACAGAUAUCCUGUGGAAAGGCUCUUAAAUUACGCUUACGAGGAAUUAAAAGAGCGAAGAAUGGUAUUUGUGUUGGACUUGUACAGUCACGGGCAAGAUAAAGUGGAAAUCGUUAUCAAUAGAGCUUACUGACUGUGAUAGUGUCAUAAAUUUAGAGCGAGUUUAAAUUGUCGAGCUAAGUGGACAAUAGUGAG
Messenger RNA from Pocillopora meandrina, 6664 nucleotides. The record is from the annotation of a GenBank genome assembly. NCBI's taxonomy places the organism in Eukaryota, Metazoa, Cnidaria, Anthozoa, Scleractinia, Pocilloporidae.